Molecule: messenger RNA, 699 nt
Organism: Acanthocheilonema viteae
Lineage: Eukaryota; Metazoa; Nematoda; Chromadorea; Rhabditida; Onchocercidae
Source: the annotation of a GenBank genome assembly
AUGGAAGAGCGUAGUGAAUUACGACAUGACUUGUAUGAGUUGCGAAGUUUGCGGACAAUUUCAUCUCGCCAGAUGAUAAAAAAUAUGCUGGAUGAAAAAAUCAUCGAAAUUGAAGGCAAGAUAAAAGCAUUGGAAGCGGCGAAUAACGUUAAUGGAUGUGGUGAUGUACCAGUCUUAAAACAAUCGAAGACAGAAGCAGUAUCUUCGAAUGCUGUACCGUUGGCGACAGUGAAAAUCACUAAUUAUGCUUGGGAUCAGAGUAACAAAUACGUGAAGCUUUAUCUCACCAUUCCAGACAUACACACUGUUCCGCAAGAACAAAUUGCAGUUAGCUUUACAGAAAGUGAAGUUGAAGUUAAUGCUCGUGAUAUAUCAUCAAAAAAUUACUCUUUGAUAAUAAAAGGUUUACUCAAAGCAAUCAAUCCAUCCAAAUCUUCUUUCAAGCAAAAAACUAAUCUUCUAUUGAUUAUGAUGGAAAAGAAUGAAGAGGGGAAUUGGAAGUAUUUAACUAAAGCAGAAAUGCAGAGCAAAGAAAAGAGCACACCCAAAUUUGACCAGAAAGCAGAUCCACAAGAGUCACUGAUGAGUAUGAUAAAGCAAUUGUACGAUGAUGGAGACGAUGAUAUGAAAAGAACAAUUUGUAAAGCAUGGCAUGAAAGCCAAACAAAAAAGAACGUAGACCCCGAUGAAUCAAUGUAA